CACAUAAACAUAACUAAACAACUUUUUGAAAUUCCAAUUCGACCGUUACUUCUCUUUCUCUACUCAAAACUUCCAGCUUCUGCUAGUUUAAUCUCCAAUUGAUCUGUUCUGUUGUUGUCUUUGAAGUCUUCUACCUCAACUCUUUCUUCCUCCUCUGUUUUUUUCUUCUCUUCAAUCUCGAUUCGACAAAAAUGGCAGUGGCGUACGCCUUCACCAAAGAAGACAUUUCAGUGGAUAAAAAUCUUGGGUACCCAAGAGCAUACCCAAAACUUUGCAAAGAUAAAAGUAUAAGUCCUUAUUGUCAUGGACCUCCUUAUACUUUCACCCCUUAUACUUUACAUCCCCAAGAGGCUUCAAGGGCAGAGGAACUAGAUGAUUUGUUCCCCAUAAUUGAGCUAGAAGCAAAACCAACAGCAAAUACAAAAAUAUUUGUUAGUAUCCUAUGGAAGCAACUCAACCACCUUGGGAAUGCUGGUUUUGAUCCGGCUAUAUUUCGAGUUGAUCCUUAUGGCAAUGUCCUCUACCUUCAUGCUGAUUCCGCCUCUCCUCUUGCUUGGGAUAUCGAUCAUUGGUUCCCUUGCUCAAGGGGAGGAUUGACUGUCCCAAGCAAUCUGAGGAUACUUCAAUGGCAAGUGUGCAAGAGGAAGCAUAAUCAGCUUGAAUUUUUGGUCCCUUGGUGGGAUUUGCAAUUGGGCAUCUCUAUAGACCAGUUCAUAUCCAUUUUUAGUGCUUCAAACUCAGAUUUCAGGAAUAGGGCAUUUAGAUGGCUGUUUGCAUCAGGUGAGAGUGAAGAACUUAAUGAAUUGCAAAAUGUAGAGUCCCAUAAUUUCCCUCAACCUUAUGUGGAGUCAAAAGAGCAACUAGGCCUAGCACCGGCUGCUGUCGUUCGAACUCGAAAAGAACUCUCUGAGCCAUCUUCUUCAACUCUUAGACCAUUGGAUAUCAAUAGACAGCCAAGACCCACAACCCUUAAGAUAGCUGCUUCAAGGAAAUUCAAAAAUGGUGAUUUGAAGGAAAAUGAGAUGCCUGAUAUGGCAACAAACCCAUAUCAAGCCUUAGUCAUGGCAAGAGAUUCAUUAAAGCAAAGAGAAGAAAAUAAUAAGAUGAAGUUAGAAAUUCAAAAGUUGGAUGAUGAAGUGAAUGAAUUGAAGCUUAAGAAUGAGGAAGAAAAGCUUACUAUUCAAGAACUUGAAUUAGCUUUGAUUAAACGCAAGCGAAAAGCUGAAAAGUGUCGUCGAUUAGCUGAGGCUCAAUCUUCUCACAGAGCAAUGCUAGAGAAAAUGAUCAGAAAUGCCAUGCACCAGAGUGUGGUUUACAAAGAACAAGUGAGACUAAAUCAGGCAGCAACAAACACUCUAAUGGCAAGACUUGAAGCACAAAUGGCAAUAUGCAACUCAGCCGAGAAAAAGCUUGCACAAAAGUUCAAGUUAAGGGAUGAACUUGAGAAACAACUAAAGCCCGAGUGGGAACAAGCAAGGAAGAGAUCGAGAACAGAUGAUGAUGAUGCUUUUACUGAAGAGAAAGAACACCGAACCCUUAUUUACUUGCCAAGAAUAAAGACUAAAAUACAUAAAGAACUAAGGAAGUUCUUAGAAGAGGAACAAAAGUUAUCAGAAGAAGCACUUUCAUUGAUAGAAGAAGACUCAAAGGGAGAACAAGAAAUUGAAGAGCUACCUAGGCUUACUCUCGGGCCGGAGUCAGAAGAAAUCGAAGAGCUCAAUGUGAAGUUUCCGUUUGCAAGAGUAGAAGCAGUCGAGGAAGAUGAGGAAUCGAGGAAGGAAAGAGGUAAAGGGAAUGUCGAGAAAUGGUUGCAAAUGUUGCUUGAUGAAACAGGAGAAGAUAAUUUGGAUUGUGAUCAUCCUAAACUAGUUCAAGAACCUCAAACUAGCAAACAUACCGAUGAAAUCAUCAGGAAACUCAAUGAAAAAUACCCACGAAAGGAGAUUGAACCGAGGAAAACAAGGUCAUCUGAGACGCGUAACAAUGAAAAUAAGAAUGAAGAGACGAUAACAACUGAAGCUCAAAAACCGAGAUCAAUUAGCACUCCUAGGAGAUGUAUGUCGCGUAACAAUGAAAACAAGAAUGAAGAGACGAUAACAAGUGAACCUCAAAAACCGAGAUCAAUUAGCACUCCAAGGAGAUCAAUCUCAUCUGAGGCCGAUCUUAGCAAAGGAAACAAGGCAAGGAAGAGUUUUGGGAGGAGUGAAAGUGCAAGGUUUUUCAUGACAAUCCCACCUUCUCCUUCCAAGAUAUUGAACAUGACUAAAGGGGUUGAUUGCAUAAGAAAAAAACCACUUGUUAGUCAUGAUGAUGAAGAUGGUUAUUAUGGGAAUGGGAAUCAUUCAGCAGGAAAUAAUACCUUGCUCAAAUCAUCUAUCAAAUCUAUCAAGAAAGCUGUCAAGAAUUAAGGUGUAAAUUCUGUGAUAUAUACUUUUUUUUGUUUAUGUCUUGUGUUUGUUUACAACUUCAUAUUCUUUUGUUUGUUGAGGGUUGAUAUUCAUUUGAUGCUGAAUAUGUGUGAUUGUAUUUCUUCAUCAGUUUGUUUUCAAACUGAUAUAUAGAAUAACAGCUUGUUGUUAAUGUCAUAAAUUUGUCUACAUGUAAAAUGAUACUUGCUCCAACUGAAACAAGAUGUAAUUCUCGUUUUAUUACGACUUUAUUUGCUUCAGUUUGACAAUUUGAAAUGCUGGAAAUUUGAGGUUUCUAUGAAUUGAAAUUCAAUGGGAGAAAAUGGAAAACCUUUUUUAAAUUGUUCAUUUGUUGCUUUUUUUCCAACAUAAUAGGGGUUUUUCCACACCAAUUCAAUUACUUAAUAUAGCAACGUAUGGAUUGAUCAAGUGUUUGAAGGGUUUUACUUCGUGAUAUGAGUUUGAUUCUUAUCACCUACAAAAAGAUCAAUUCUCCUUUCUUAUCCGUGGAAACACCAUCAUCAUCAACAACCUAAUAUCCCACUCGAAAACAAGUCUGAAUGAGGGAAGGUGACUGACAUUUCAUACCCGUAUCCUCCGUGUUCUUUUAAGGUUCUAAAAGUUUUUUCACACUCUUCGGACCAUUCAAACUUCUUUUCUUUCUUCAUCAAUAUUGUCAAAGGUCGUGCGAUGCGUGAAAAGUCCUUAACAAACCUCCUAUAUCAAGCCAAACCCAAGACUUCAGUAACAU
Amaranthus tricolor (Joseph's coat) is the source of this 3159-nucleotide messenger RNA. RefSeq lists its product as uncharacterized. The transcript has 7 exons. Lineage: Eukaryota; Viridiplantae; Streptophyta; Magnoliopsida; Caryophyllales; Amaranthaceae. The coding region runs from base 192 to 2408 and encodes 738 amino acids. The record is from RefSeq and is a predicted model, not a curated record.